AUGUACUUGUUUGGGGAAACCAACACAGGGAACGUCCUCUGCGAUUUUUACAAUCACAAAUCGUGCAAAAAUUACAAUGAAUACAAUGUUAUGUAUGCCCCCAGUGGGAACAGGUACUACAUGGUAGGGCUGAAUUAUAUGCAGGACAGCAGUUACAAGGAGAUCCUCACCAUUGCUCAGGUGCCACACUUCGACUUCAUAUACGCGAGGCUUUUCCCGGCGAUGAGGGUCGUCCUGGGGCAGGAACGAGCGACGGGUAGAGCGAAGGAUAGAGCGGAUGGUAAAUCGGAGGAUAAAGCGCAGGAUAAAUCGGAGGAUAAGGCGCAGGAUAAGUCGGAGGAUAAAGCGCAGGAUAGAGCGCAGGAUAGAGCGCAGCACGACUCACAGCCCUGUGUGAAAACUAAAGGGGGUGCGCAAAAAAAGUACGGCGAGCUGAUCACCUUCGUCGACAGCUUCGCGGCGGAUCACCCGUUUGAUCAAAUGGAGUUCAACGAUUACUACGUGCAUUUGUCCAAAGACAUAGAAUAUGUUAGCAACAUAAAAGUGAAAAAUAUUCUGACCAUUCUAAAAGCAGUAUUGUUGGAAAAAAAAAUUGUCAUUUCAUGUUCGAAGAAGGGAAAUGGAUGCAGAAUGGUGUUGCUCCUCCUUUCCUUCAUUCCGGACAUAAUAAAUUUUGGAUUCAAUGUAAAAACUUAUCAGGAUAAAUUUGAAGAAUGGAUAAACUUAAAGCUCCCUCUGAUUUUAUUUCACGAAAAGUAUGUUCUCCUCCUCCACAUAAAUAAUUUGCAGCUAUUUAAUGAACACGCAAAUGGAAAGAACUACUUAAUAUCGACUAGCACAGGUAGCGAUGUAUAUUAUUACGUAAAGAAUAGUGUGGAUGUUUUGUACGAUUUGGACAAUGACGAACUAAUUGUGAAAAAGGAAAAUUUAAUGAAUGUUUUAAGUUUGACAAAAUAUGAAUAUAAUUAUUUGAAGGGCCUUAACUCCAUUUUUCAAUCUUUGAUUAAUUUUUCUUCUCUUUUUUUUGAGACUGCCAAGCAGAGCAGCAUCACGGAAGAUGGUCAUACCGGUGGGGGAUUUUCCAGGGGUCACUCUACCUCUGCUAAUGCAUUGGACAAUCGCUUAGGUGCAAGGGGUUGCCUCGACGGUGGGAACGCCAUUUGGACGCACCAGCAUGGGGAAGUGGAGAGGCACACACGGGGUGGAGAAGUGAUCCCCGAUUGGGAAACGCUUCCUUACAGGAGUAGUAGUAACCAUGGGGGUAAGCAUAAUCAUGUUGAUGGGAAGAGGAACCCCCUCUUGGGAGAAUCCCAAGUUGAUCGAGCCGGAGAAAAACAUGAAUACAUUGAUGACGAAGAUGACAUAUGCGUCCUAGACACGAAAUCUGUGAACUUCCAAAAAGGCGAUCGGAAGAAGUUUGAUCAAAUGAGUGAAGCCGAAGAAAGGAUUCAAAGCAGCAACACAAAAAAAAACAUAUCAAUGAAUGAUCAAUCGGAUAGGUACAUUUCCAACUUGAGGAGCCACUUUCAUGUCUAUUUUAAGAAUUUUUUUAUGUCAAGCAAGGAAAACUACGAAGAGGGGAAAAAGGAGCUGAGAGAACAAUACGAACUGAAUUAUAACAAUAGCUUCCUUCAAUUAUGGCAAGAAACAGAAAAUUAUAAUUAUUUCAUCGAGAAGGAUUUCAAAAUUAACAAAUUUUUAAAAAUUGCAGAGCAGAAUAACGUCCCAUUUAACAAGGAAAAAAUGGAAGACUACAAAUUUGUGGAUGAUUUGUUAAUAAUCGAAAAGAGGGACAAUGCAGAAAGAGGAAAAAAUGCACAAAAAAAUUUUAAGGAUGUUCUGCUAAUAUCGUUAAAGGGUUACGUGUACGAAGGGACCUUUUCCAUUUUAAAAAAUUGCAAAGAAGGGGUAGGAAAAUUUUUGUACAACAUACACGAUAUAACUUUUCAAGGAGAAUGGCAAAACGAUCAGAUAAAUGGGUCGGGUCAUUUACUAUACAAUAACAAAUUCAAAUAUUUUGGAAAUUUUAAAAUAACCUGUUCAGUGGAAAUGGACUCUUCGUUGAUAAUUU
Messenger RNA from Plasmodium cynomolgi strain B, 2071 nucleotides. RefSeq lists its product as hypothetical. The record is from RefSeq and is a predicted model, not a curated record. Lineage: Eukaryota; Apicomplexa; Aconoidasida; Haemosporida; Plasmodiidae. The transcript has a single exon. The annotation marks the transcript as partial.